CUUUUUUUUGCGCACUGUGAGGUCUGGUAUCGGCAGGAGUCCACUGCGAGCGUGACUGGAGAGAGGCCAGACCGUUCAGCCAUCGACCUUCUCUUGCGUUUCGCAUGAUGAUCAGCUGAGUGAGGGCUGAGGUGGUUGACCUGAUAUCUCAAGGCGUGCUCAUGAGAUGGAUGUUCCAGGCACCUUAGCUACACCUAUCUACCUAUGACUGUCUGGGUAGAGCUGUCAAGGUUGUGACUGAUAGAAGGAGCUACCCCACACGCGACAUCCUUUGGCCAGGGAGGGCAGGCAGUCUGAAUAACAUCACAGCUUUCUGCCUUGCGAGUGGUGAUAAGGUUGUUAUCUGGAAGUGGAUGUGCCCAUGUGUCUGGGUCCAGCAGAUCCUUGUUCUUUGUUUCUGAGACGCCUCUCUCUUGCACGGCCGGCUCCCGCCCAACAACAACCCCGCUCCACCACAAAUUUGCUCCGUGCGCCACCCAGCAGGACGCAAACCCGCCAAACCCGCCCAGCGACCUGGGACUGUGCCAAAGAAAGGGACCUGACCUGA
Molecule: messenger RNA, 547 nt
Organism: Podospora bellae-mahoneyi
Lineage: Eukaryota; Fungi; Ascomycota; Sordariomycetes; Sordariales; Podosporaceae
Exons: 2
Coding region: 362-547 (61 amino acids)
Source: RefSeq, a predicted model, not a curated record